AUGGAGGCCAUUGCAUCAUUCGAUACAUGGAUUUGGCAUACCUUUUUCGAAGUUGCCGGAUCUCAAAACGACCUCAAUGUGCUUGGUCAAUCCCCGGUAUUCAACGAUGUGUUGAAACGUCAUUCCCCCCAGAUCAUGUAUCAAAUCAACAAUACCGUAUACUCGGGGGAUGUUGCUCGUAUGUUUGAUGAAGAUGUGCUUCGGAGCACUAUGAUGAUUUGCAUCAUCCUCUAUAACAUGAUUGUGGAUGAUGAGUAUGAUUAUGACGCCCCAGAGAUGUUUGCACUCGAUCUCAUGAACACGUCAUUGACAAGAAUUUAUGAACGGCCCUUGGGAGCAAAUAGAGAACUACUGGGGCACGAACCGUUGAUUAGGGACAGUCGAUAA
Molecule: messenger RNA, 387 nt
Organism: Prunus armeniaca (apricot)
Lineage: Eukaryota; Viridiplantae; Streptophyta; Magnoliopsida; Rosales; Rosaceae
Source: the annotation of a GenBank genome assembly